Molecule: messenger RNA, 1521 nt
Organism: Mus musculus (house mouse)
Lineage: Eukaryota; Metazoa; Chordata; Mammalia; Rodentia; Muridae
Gene: Dhrs4
Product: dehydrogenase/reductase 4
Exons: 6
Coding region: 481-1050 (189 amino acids)
Biological process (GO): retinol metabolic process
Cellular component (GO): peroxisome
Molecular function (GO): 3-alpha-hydroxysteroid 3-dehydrogenase [NAD(P)+] activity; carbonyl reductase (NADPH) activity; all-trans-retinol dehydrogenase (NADP+) activity
Source: RefSeq, a predicted model, not a curated record
CAACAACCAUUUUACCAAAUGAGUUGUCUGUGCAGUCCUGCAUACAAACCCAGGCUUUUUAUAAAGGAAGAAUUAUUUGGAGUUUAAGGAAGCAAAACAAAAAUAAAUAAAAUUGCAAAGCUUCCUCUCCAACGACUCUCCUAAGACCCCAUCCCAAAAAAAGGUGGACCAGCAGAAGUGGGAGGAGCAGCUGGGGCACAGGAAAAGCUGGGGGUUCUGGUAGAAGAGGUGUGGGGGUCUUGAAGGAAACUUGGACUGAGAAUUUGCGGGAGUCCCAAAUCAGGCAAAGGGGCGCGGGGCGCCAGCAGGGAGCGCUCGCAACCGCCGCGGCUCCCGCCUAGUCCCGGGCCGUCGCAGAGCCGGUCCUAGAAGAGGGGCAGGCAGUCUGGGAAGUCAGAGCUCUCCCAGCUAGACCAGCCUCCCGCCCUUUGAACAGUCCCCUCCCCUAGCAGAGUUCAACCCAACCCCCUGGCCUGAACUAUGCAGAAAGCGGGACGGCUGUUAGGUGGUUGGACUCAAGCGUGGAUGUCGGUGAGGAUGGCCAGUUCCGGGUUGACUCGUCGAAACCCUCUCUCCAAUAAGGUGGCCCUGGUCACAGCCUCCACCGACGGGAUCGGCUUUGCCAUCGCCCGGCGCCUGGCUGAAGAUGGGGCCCACGUGGUCGUCAGCAGCCGCAAACAGCAGAAUGUGGACCGUGCAGUGGCCACACUACAGGGAGAGGGCCUGAGUGUGACUGGCAUCGUGUGCCACGUGGGGAAGGCAGAGGAUCGAGAAAAGCUGAUAACCACGGCUCUGAAGCGUCACCAGGGGAUUGAUAUCCUGGUCUCCAAUGCUGCUGUCAACCCUUUCUUUGGAAAUCUAAUGGAUGUCACAGAGGAGGUGUGGGACAAGAGGCGGCUCAGUGGUGAUUGUGGGUUCUGUAGCAGGCUUCACUCGGUUCCCUUUGUGGGAGGAGAAAGCAAGAGAGGACUUCAUAAAAGAAGCCAUGCAAAUCAGAAGGCUAGGCAAGCCAGAGGAUUGUGCUGGCAUAGUUUCCUUCUUAUGCUCUGAAGACGCCAGUUACAUCAAUGGAGAGACCGUAGUAGUGGGGGGAGGAACCCCUUCUCGCCUCUGAGGACCCAGAAACAGCCUACCAGGGCAGGUGUGUGGGGCGGGCUCAGUCCACCUUGCCUCUGUCGCCCUUCGUUGCCACCACCUAACAUCUUGUUCACCUCACAAAAUCAGUUCUGCCCAGUGAUAAGUUCCUGCUUUCCCUGUGGUCGAAGUGUGGUCAGAUGAGCAUCCUUGCUGUUGCUAUGGCCUUGAAAACGGCUUUGGGGAGGGGGCGGGAAGCUGGGGGAUAGGUAGUGGGAAAAGGGCUUGCUGAGAAGACUGUGGCUACUUUAGUGAAGAUCAAAUCCCUCUCAUCCUCGCCUCUGGACACUUUGAGGAGAGAUAGAAGGGACAGACCUGAACAGAGAUAGAAAUUAACAAUUUACGUAUAAGGUACAAAUAAAAUGAAGAUGAUCGCGUUGCUCUGAA